Onthophagus taurus is the source of this 2077-nucleotide messenger RNA. Its product is annotated as alanine aminotransferase 1. Gene Ontology annotation, molecular function: transaminase activity; pyridoxal phosphate binding. Gene Ontology annotation, biological process: biosynthetic process. Lineage: Eukaryota; Metazoa; Arthropoda; Insecta; Coleoptera; Scarabaeidae. The record is from RefSeq and is a predicted model, not a curated record.
UAUUUUUAGGAAAGCAGUUAUUUGGCUCUGUGCGCUUUUGCCACUAUAUUAUUGCACUGUACUCGCAGUAAUAGUCGUGCAUCGGUUGUCGCCACCCGCACUUAAAUUUAUUUAAACGAGUCUCGAACGAAUAAAAUAUAAAUCACUUUUUUUUUCGGUUUUAUUUAAAAAAAAGCGGUUCAGUGAAAGCUAAAAGAACAACAACAUGUCGUCCGGUCGUACUUUAACACCCCUUAUUUACCGUUAUUACGGAUUAAAUGUGCGCCAUUUAUCAUCAUCUUCCAGCGUUUUAUCGGCGUCGUCGUCGUCCUUUGCGACAGCAUGGGAUAUAAAACAUAGAACAGCUGAUGGUUGCGGUAGUCAUAAGUCGUUCAACAAUCAAACCGUGCGCACCAUGGCUACAAAUCGAACAGCUUUAACCAUCGAUAAUAUGAACCCACAAAUUAAGGUUAUGGAGUACGCCGUUCGUGGGCCUCUUGUUAUAAGGGCCGCUGAACUCGAAAAGGAACUAGCUAAGGGGGCAAAACGUCCUUUCAAAGAAAUUAUUAGAGCAAAUAUUGGGGAUUGCCACGCGAUGGGGCAAAAACCAAUUACUUUUAUUCGACAGUUAUUAGCAUGCGUUUCAUUACCAGAAUUAUUGGACGACCCAAGAUUUCCCGCUGAUGUUAAAGAGAAGGCGAAAUUGAUUUUGAAAGGAUGCAAAGGACAAUCGGUUGGUUCUUACACUGAUUCUCCAGGCAUUGAAAUAAUUCGCCGACAUGUUGCUGAAUUUAUUCAAAGAAGGGAUGGAAUUCCAUCGAAUUGGGAGGAUGUUAUUCUCACAGCUGGUGCUAGCGAUGCAAUUAAAGGAAUUUUAAAAUUGAUGAUUGCCGAUGUUGACGGAAAAAAAGCAGGCGUGAUGAUUCCUAUUCCUCAAUAUCCACUUUACACUGCCAGUUUAGCUGAAUUUGAUAUGGUCCCGGUUAGUUAUUACUUAAACGAAGAGUCAGGAUGGAGUUUAGAGAUCGAUGAAUUGGAAAGAGCUGUUGAAGAGGCUAAACGCGAUUGUUUACCUCGAGCUUUAGUUUUGAUUAAUCCUGGAAAUCCAACCGGGCAAGUUCUCACUCGCCAAAACAUCGAAAACAUUAUUAAAUUCGCUCAUAAACACAAUUUGUUUUUAUUAGCUGAUGAAGUAUAUCAAGAUAACGUUUAUGAUCCAAAUUCCAAAUUUCAUUCAUUCAAAAAGGUGCUUAUUGAAAUGGGCGAACCCUACUCAAAAAUGGAAUUAGCAAGUUUUAUGUCGGUUUCGAAAGGUUAUAUGGGAGAAUGCGGCCUUCGUGGUGGUUACACAGAGGUUAUUAACAUGGACGCUGAUGUUAAAAAGAUGUAUCUUAAAGCUUUAAGCGCAAUGCUUUGCCCCACCGUUUUAGGACAAACUGUCAUUGACUCUGUUGUUAAUCAUCCAAGAGAAGGAGAUCCCAGCUAUGCAACUUGGAUUAAAGAAAAAAAUGACGUUUUGGAUUCAUUAAAAUUGCGCGCAAAAAUGGUUGCGGAUGCUUUUAAUUCUUUCGAAGGAUUUUCUUGUAACCCAGUUCAAGGAGCUAUGUAUUGUUUCCCGCAAUUUACACUUCCAGAAAAAGCGAAAGAAGAUGCCGAACGUCUGGGUCAAGCCCCAGAUGUGUUUUACGCGUUUCAAUUAUUAGAAAAAACGGGAAUUUGUAUCGUUCCCGGGUCUGGUUUCGGCCAGAGACAAGGUACAUAUCAUUUCCGUACGACCAUUUUACCACAACCCGAUGUUUUGAAGAGGAUGUUGGGGCUUUUUGAGAAAUUCCACAAGGAAUUCAUGAAAAGAUACCAAUAAAUGUAAUUUUAUUAGUAUUAAACGAGCACGAAAUUUAAUUUGUAAGGUAGAAUUGUGAUAUGAUUUUAUAGUUCUUUUAUUAUUUCUUUUUUUGGACAUGAAUACAUAGUACAUUUUAUUUUGUGUAUAUAUGGAACGUAAUCGCACUUCUAUCGGGCGCUCGUUAUGUUGGGUACGUUAUGUUGAAUUGAAAACGUUUGUUAAAACAUGUUGAAUAAAAUUCAAUCGUUUUGUUUU